AUGGGGAGAGCUCCAGGUUGCACUGGUGAAGGACUAAAGAAGGGGCCAUGGACACCAGAAGAGGAUCAGAUCUUGAUGAAUUAUAUCCACAAACAUGGUCUCCGGGGAAGCUGGACUGCACUUCCUAAGCAAGCUGGCUUAAACAGGUGUGGCAAGAGCUGCAGAUUACGGUGGAUUAAUUAUCUUAGUCCUGAUAUCAAGAGAGGCGGCUUCACUGAUGAAGAAGAGCAGAUGAUCAUCAACUUGCAUUCUGCACUAGGAAACAGGUGGUCUCAGAUUGCUGCCCAACUUCCAGGAAGGACUGAUAAUGGAAUCAAAAACUACUGGAACACCCAUAUUAAGAAGAAGCUUGUCAGCAGUGGUAUCGAUCCAAAGACACAUGAACCUAUAGCUCCAAAUGAUCUCAAUAAUUUCUUGGUGAAUUUCUCUCAUUCGCUCUCGACCUCAAACUUGACCAACUUAAUGAUGAUGAAUUCGGUGGAUAGUCCUGCACUAGCAGCACUAAGAUCACUUGUUCCUCAGCCCGAACCAACAACCCAACUUCUGCAAAACUUAUGGCAGAUCAUAAAUACUGCUAAUCCAAUACUACUUCCUAAUACCAUACAAGAAAACAAUCUCUUGAAUUAUUCCGCGUAUUCUUCUCAAGGCAAUGUCCUUGUUAAUGGGACAGAUGCAGCCUAUGAUCAAGACUCAUCUAUCUUUCAAAACAUGCACGCUGGUGCACAAUGUUCAGGUAAAGAUUUCGGCAAUGUUGGAAGUGGACUAAGGCCGGAUGUCUUGUUGGACGACGCGGUUGGAAAGAGUUCAAUUUUCCCUCAGAAGGAAGAUAUGCUUCCUGCAUUAGUUUCAGCCUCUAGUACUGAUGAACCGUGUGGUGUCAAACAGAUGAUGAAUCAAACUAGUGUUCAAGCUGAAACACUACCGGCUGCAUCAUCCAGUAGUGCAUUUGAUACUUGGGAAAAACUGCUGAAUGAGGGAGAUGGGGAAGAUUAUUUCUAUAGGGAUCUGAUUAAUGAUCCUUAG
Daucus carota subsp. sativus is the source of this 1023-nucleotide messenger RNA. Its product is annotated as transcription factor MYB41. The transcript has 2 exons. NCBI's taxonomy places the organism in Eukaryota, Viridiplantae, Streptophyta, Magnoliopsida, Apiales, Apiaceae. The coding region runs from base 1 to 1023 and encodes 340 amino acids. The record is from RefSeq and is a predicted model, not a curated record.